Molecule: messenger RNA, 7387 nt
Organism: Pristis pectinata (smalltooth sawfish)
Lineage: Eukaryota; Metazoa; Chordata; Chondrichthyes; Rhinopristiformes; Pristidae
Gene: synrg
Product: synergin, gamma
Cellular component (GO): clathrin coat of trans-Golgi network vesicle
Molecular function (GO): protein binding
Source: RefSeq, a predicted model, not a curated record
GUUGACAAGGAGCUGAAUCAAGAUGGCGCUGCGACCAGGAUCGGGAGGCGGUGGCGGCGCCGGAGGCAGCGGGAGUGGCUUCAUGUUCCCAGUAUCAGGGGGAUUAGUUCCUCCCCAAGGAAUGACACCAAUGCAGCAACAACAGCAGCCGCAGCAGCAGGGAUACCCCAUGGUACCUUUGAUGCAGCCUAACAUGCAAGGCAUGAUGGGAAUGAAUUUUGGUUCGCAGAUGCCUCCUGGAUCAAUGCCGAUGCAGGGUGGAAUGGCAAUGGGUCCAAUACCAUCAGCUGGAAUGCCAUAUAUGCCACAGCAUCAUUACAUGGCAAUGCGUCCUUCUCCGCCACAAUACACACCGGAUAUGCAAAAGCAGUUUGCUGAAGAGCAACAAAAACGGUUUGAACAGCAACAAAAGAUGAUGGAAGAGGAACGGAAGCGGCGACAAUUUGAAGAGCAAAAGCAGAAGCUUCGUCUUCUGAGCAGUGUAAAGCCUAAGAUGGGGGAGAAAAACAGAGAUGAUGCCUUGGAAGCCAUUAAAGGAAACCUUGCUGGGUUCACAAGGGAUGCAAAGAUGCACCCAGGCCCUACUUCACAUUCCAGUAAAUCAGAUACUCCCCAGUCAUCCCUAUCAACUGCCCCUCCUUCCCAAUCCCCUGCUUUUUCUGACGACGAAGAAUUCAGUGACUUUGUCCAAGGGCCUGAUUCUGCCGCACCUGCGGCUCCCACCAGUUUCCAGCAUUUCCAACCCUUCCACCCCACAUUAGAGUGUGGGCUGCAGUCUGAGCUGGCUGCAGCUCCGGCCCAGCCUGUUACUUCAGUCCAUCCCAAAGCUUCAUCUGCAUUGUAUGCCACAGCAGGGCAUUCAGCAAAAAACAGCCAAGGCCUGUCAUUGGAAGAGAAAAUGUUUGCUUCCUGUGAUUUCAGCGCGCCUAAAAAGGCGCACAAUAAAUUUAACAAGUCUGAGCCAAUGGCCCGUAUAGGGUCUAAAGCCUCAGUCUCGACUCAGUUUCAGCCCAGUGCCAAGGCCUGUAACUGGGGCAUCCAGUCUGAAAGCCUCAAUGGUGUCUUCACAGCAGACAUGCCAAAGGAUCCAGAGCCAGAGUCACCUGCCAAAGAGAGUGGUGUAGGAGUGUACCCUUCACAGGAUACACUUCAGCCUAUGCUGCCUCCUUGGCUUUUCAAUGACAGUCUUGUCCCAGAACUCUACAAGAAAGUUCUUGAAGUCACUCUCACCCCUGUGGGCAUUGAUACAGCAAAACUUUAUCCUAUUCUUCUCUCGUCGGGAUUACCCAGAGAGAUGUUGGGUCAGAUAUGGGCUUUUGCUAAUCGAGCAACACCCGGCAAACUUACUAAAGAGGAACUGUAUACUGUAUUGGCUAUGAUAGCCAUGUCACAGAGGGGCAUUCCUGCAUUGAAUCUUGAAAAUCUCAACCAGUUUUCAUCUGCUCCUAUUCCUACGUUAAGUGCGUUGCCGAUGACUUUACCGACUUCAGUUCCACAGCAGCCCAUGAUUUCGGUGCCAUCCGGUCCAAGUGCAAGUCUGUCUGUUCAAGCAGGCCAGUCUAUGGUAGGAAUGGAUCUUCCUGCACCAGUGGGUGGCAGCACAGUCCCAGUUUCCAGUAGUUUUGUGGCAUCUUUUCCUGCCAGCCAGGCUGCAAAAUCUGAUGAUGAUGACUUCCAGGAUUUUCAGGAGGCUCCCAAGCUUAAUGCAACUGAUGAUUCAUUCAAGGGAUUCAAGGGUGAAGCAUCUGGAACUUUAUCAAAAGCAUCAAGCUCACAAACUGCAGUCAGUGCACAUACUUUACUGACGCCAAUUUCAGGAACCUCUGCAUCGUCUUCAGUGGAUAAAUAUGCAGUCUUUAAAGACUUGACAGAAGACAAACCUGCAGAAAGUUCAUCAUUUGCAGAUUUUGGUGAUAAAUACAGUGUGUUUCGGGAGCUUGGUCAGAGCACAGAGAGCAAAUCCUCAGGGGAGGGCUUUGCAGAAUUCAAGUCACCGGGAAAUGAUGAUGGAUUCACAGACUUCAAAACUGCAGACAGCAUUUCACCAGUAGACUCUUCAGAGCAAGCAAAGACAUUCACAACGGCUUUUCCUCCUGUGCCAUUUCUUCCACAACUACAACCUGUAACGCAACCUAAAGACACUUUCAGUCUCACAGACCUUUUUAACUCUGUCAGUUCUUCUGGAGAGAACAAAUCUGUAUCAUUUCCAUCAGUUUCUGUGACAUCAUCCAUUACAUCAUCUGUGUGUGUUGCACCAUCAUUGCCAUCAUCACUCUCAUCCGGUACUUUUUCCUCAUCUAGUAGCAGGACUGUUGGCGGAGUUGAUGACUUUGGAGACUUCAGUCUUUUUGGCAUUGCAUCCAGUACUACUACAGGUGGGGAAUGGGGUCAGGAUGAAUUUGCAGAUUUUAUUGCUUUUGGCACUACUGGAUCCUCUGAACAAAAGUCAAAUGAUAAGUACAGUGUAUUCAGGCAGGAGAAGAAUGAUGGCUUCACAACAUCUUUUGAUGCCUCACUUGGCAUAGCAGAACAGCCUCCAGCCUCCACUGUAGACAAGUAUGAUGUUAAACAGUUACCUGAGGAAGGGUCUGUGAUGGGCUUUGAGGAGCAAAAAGACAGCACCUCUCUUUCACAAGGGAAGAAUGACGAUGACUUUCCAGUUACCAAGUUGCCCCUUACAUUUGGCACCUCCGAUAAGGCUUUCAUGGAUAAACUUUCUGCUUUUAAGCAAGCAAAAGAGGACUCUGCUUCUGUGAAAUCUUUGGACCUUCCUUCUAUUGGUGGGAGCAGUAUUGGUAAAGAGGACUCAGAAGAUGCCUUAUCUGCUCAGUUUGACAUGAAGUCAGCUGAGGUUGGUGGUGAUCUGAAGCAUGUAUUGUCAGACAGCUCGCUGGAUUUGCCACCUGUCAUUGGUCAGCCACCUCCUGUUACAGAUCUGGAUGACUUUAAGUUUGACCCGUUUGGUAACUUCAGCAAUGGCUCUGCAGUGAGCAGUUUAACCAGUUAUGAUUGGUCUGAGAAAGAAGACUCUGGCUCCCAGAUUAAGAAGCAGCCACCAUUCUUCUUUAAUUCAGAGGGCAGAUCCUUAUCCUCCACCUCAGUGCUUCAGAAGAAAGAAACUUCUUUCGGCAGCUCCGAGAACAUCACUAUGACGACUGUCUCCACGGUAACAACAUUCUCAGCUGAGGAUGCAAGCUCCCAACACAAGUUUGAUGCCUUUGGAGACUUCAAAGAGACUGCAGAGCAGACUGCAGAGAAAAAGGGAAGUAGUAAUGACUUUGGGGACUUUGCAAUUACUUCACAUAGGGAGGGAGAGAUUACAGAGCCUAAUGUGGCAGAAUCAACUCUGGGUGAUGCAGAGCAAAGCACUGAGGUCCCUGUCACAAAUGGGGUUUCCUCCGAAGAAACAAAAACUGAAGCCUUUGAUGAAUUUGGGGAAUUUCAAAGUGAAAAGCCCAAAAUUAGUAAAUUUGAUUUUCUAAUGGCUAGUUCCCAGGGAAAGGUGAAAUCCAGUGAAGAGAUGAUCAAGAGUGAAAUGGAAACAUUUGACCUUUCUGUACAAGGAUCUCAUAAAAGGAGCCUGAGCUUGGGGGAUAAAGAAGUAACCCGUGCUCCACCACCUUCAGAGCAGACUUUCAGGGACCGUUCAAAUACACUAAAUGAAAAACCAGCAGCACCACUGCCUGUCAUCAGAGACAAAUACAAGGACCUAACUGGAGAAGUGGAGGAAAAUGAACGCUAUGCCUAUGAAUGGCAAAGAUGCUUAGAAAGUGCAUUGCAGGUGAUCAACAAGGCCAGUGAGACUUUGAAUGGAAUCAGCAGCUCAACUGUGUGUAGUGAAGUCAUUCAGUCGACCCAGGGCAUGGAAUAUCUCUUGGGGGUAAUAGAGGUGUAUAGAGUAACCAAACGUGUUGAGCUUGGAAUCAAAGCCACAGCAGUAUGCAAUGAGAAACUUCAGUUACUGAUGAAGGAAAUAGAGAGGAUUUGGAGUAGUCUUAUGAUAUUCAUGGACAUGGGAAUGCACCCAAUAACGCAUUAUUUUACAUUAUGACUGUGAUGGAAAAUCUAAACAUUGAAUACACACUAUCUGAAUCUUAAUUGUAAAUUUAAUCCAUUUCAGCCAGAUGAAAACUCUCUGGAUUUCUCUUCCUGCAUCCUGCGUCCUGGAAUAAAAAAUGCAAAAGAGCUAGCCUGUGGAGUUUGUCUGCUAAACGUUGACUCCAGAAGCAAGAAGGAAGAAAACUUGGAGGAUCAUCCGAAACAAGCCUUUAAUUCGGAGAGUGACAAUUUUAAGUUAUCUUAUGGUGGUCACCAGUAUCAUGCCAGCUGUGCCAAUUUCUGGAUUAAUUGCGUGGAGCCUAAACCGCCAGGCCUCAUCCUACCAGACUUGCUCUGACACAUUGUCAUGGGAACUGGAUGCUGUUAAACUUGUCCACUUCUUGCACCUCAUUGACAUUUCACACAAAUCAGUGGAUGAUACAGGGUAGCCUGUGAAAAAAUCAAUUUGGAACUUUUAUUCUUUUUAAGUAUAUUUAAUAUGUUAUUUACAUGACUUACUGUCUAACAAGCAAGAAUGUUUAAGUUCUCCUUCCAAAAGAUACAGCAGCACUUCAGAUUGAAUCAGACCUAUAGUCGUCUGCUUGUUCCUAGUUACUUGAAAUCCGGAGGUUGCACUUGCAUUCAGUAGUUGCAGCAAAGCAGCAUUGGUUUAGAUGUUAAUAUUUUUAAAUGGGCAGUCUUACUAUGAAGUGUUAAACUCAUUCUGGUUUUCUAAUUAUUGGAAAAAGUACUAAAGCCUUUAUUUUAAAUUAAUUAAAUAUCUGAGUCAAAUGAGUAAAUAUUUCACUUUCGAUCCUUUAGUUCUCUGCCAGGGUUCUGAGUGACAUGAAUGAUAAUGGUUAAGGUGCCACAGGAAGAGGAGGAAUACGCAGCACACCAGUGGAUGUAGAAUUACUCUGAUGUAGAAAUCUUGUCUAGAUGUACACAUUGCUCUUCCUGAAGCCCAGGCAGAACAUGGCAGAGUGUAAAUUGAAACUCAAAGAAUUGCAGAAUGCAUCUUGCAGUACGGAUGCAAUGGGUGUUGUAUACAGCAAGAUGUUGUAAUUGGACAAAGAUCCUCAAUGUGAAAGCUAUCAGAAAGAUUUUAAUUUUUUUGGUUUGUGAAUUUACUAAGUAAUGCAAGUGAUAUGUAGCAAGAUCGUGGGUGCUCUAUUCCAAUAUAUUUAUUUCUCCUCCCAGAGUGUCAAAUUAAAGCCCUCAUGAGCUACCUCAACCAGCCUCUUGAGUCAAAUUGGACAUCCUCAUGUGUCCAAGUAGCUGCACUCAGACUGUAACUUUACUGGGGAUAGCAAUGUAAAAUGAGCAAUGUCAGACCAGCAUCAGUUAUACCUCUCUGCUAUUUGACCUCCAGUAAAAAUAGAACCAACCAGAGAUGUACAACAGACAGCUGAAUCAGUAUUGCUUGUCCUUACAUCAUCCCCCAAGUCAAAAUUAGCCCCAAAAUAUCAAAUAUCUCAGCAAUGGCAUCUUUUGCGCAUUUCUUCAAAACGAGUUGUGUUUUAGGAAUGUAUCGUGGAAAGAAGUUGUAACGUAAAUAUUCAAAAAAUUGAAGCAAUGGUAUCAAUUUUAGUAGGUUUGUUUUAGUUGCCGUCUAAUAAUUAUUUUAAAUCAAAUGUUUUAUCAUGCCCUAUGAAAACAUCCCUGUUUUCUUGGGAGAAGUUCAAUGUUCUUUAACGGUGUACAAAAUAAUUUGAAUUUUUACUAGUUUAGUUCUGUAUGGAAAGGUUUAAGAAUUUAAAUUUCAGCUAUUAUAUCUCUGUAAUGGUCCAUCUCCCUCCCCAUCCUCUGCCCACUGCAUCAGCUCUCAUCCAAUUUCAAUAUCCACACUUUCCUUCCAAUGCAACAUCCUUGUGUGGAUAUUGCAAGAUUCAUGUUAUCUUUGCUGAUGAAUACUGAACUCACAGUGAAACAAGCCCCAUUGAAGUGUGGAAUGCGAUUUAUUUGUGCAAACGGGAUUGGUGAAAGCAGGCUUGAGUGGCAAACUCUGUUACUGAAAUAGGGAAUUUUGUGGUCAUAAGGCCAAUGGUGCACUACCUCAGGAAUUGGAACAUUUGGUGAUUAAAAUGUGGAAUUCUACGGGAAUAAUCUGUUUCAGUAAAGGUUUAGAUGUUUGAUUUUGCUGGGGUACUUUCUUGGAAUGAGUUUUUUUCCUUGCACAUUCACUUAUGGUUUAAAUUCAUGCAGCAGACUUUUUGUUACAUAAUAAACUAUUUCAAGAAACAUUUUUAAUUGUUACGGGAAGAACAGAAAUAGAGCACAUUUAACUUUUGUCGAAACAGAGUCAGGGUGCACUGAAAUUGCAAUCAAUCAGUCUGUGACGAUUACAAAAAUACUCUCCAUGAUCAUGAUCUUUGGUAUUUCAGAGACUCAGCUGUGACUUUGUAGAUUGAAAACCUUGGUUUUAUGUGAAGGAAUACAUCUGAAGUACUCCAAAAAUAACCUUAAUCAUUAGAGAAGGUAAACUCUGAGUAUAUUUGCGUUAUAUAAACUAUUUGAAGGAUGAUUCAACAUUCUUGGUACUGCAGAGAUGUAGGCCAAAUUCUUGACUGUAAUCAGCCCAAGUGGAGGGUAUUUCAUUUGAUUAGUCUAUUAAUGCGCUGUUCUCAACUGAAAAUGCACUUUUUACAUUCCUUUUAUCCACAUUGAUAAUUAUUUUUUGAGUGGUAUUAAUAUGUGUGGGUGGGGGGUUUCACUGUUUUGAUCUACUUUGUCUGAAUUAAUUUUAUUUGACUGUCUGUUUUCCUGUUAUUAACUGUGACCAUUCAAAGUUAAAAAUUAAGAAUGUGAUUCAAGUGUUAAAUCCAUCACCAAAAAUGCUGCAAUAGUGUAUUGCACACUAGACCUUUACUGUUGGGGACUUUUGCAGAUGAAAUAGACAUGACAGGCUAUUGAUAGCAUGCAUUCCUCUCAAUGAUAAACAGUAAUUUUGAUUUGGCAUGGCUUUUAAAUUACAAUUGUAAUAAAGCAUUCAAGUUCAUUAUAGUAUUUGUCAAUAGAUUUUGAUGAUGGAGCCUGCUCUGUAUUUCCAACAUUUUUGUAUUUAGUUUAAAAGUAAUAGAUAAGGAAUUGAGUGUAACAGUCUCUUAUUGGCAGUUUGAUGUAAUCUGAUGCCCUUUUUCCAUAAUGACUCAGUACCAGAGUUAACAUUGGAUUGGAUUCCUUCUCAUUGCCAAUAACUCUAGUGUCCUAGGUUACUGUAUCCAAGGUUACGCUCUAGUUGCUGUAGAAACCUUGUGAAUCGUAAUGGAAUGUGUGGCAGCCAUUCUUGUGCAGCAGGUGUCGUCUACUUAUCGAAACAUCAAUAGAGCAUUAAAGAUUUCAAGUGAAA